CGACCCUCACGUGACCAAGAGUCGACGUGUGCAGAAGUCCUUACAGUCCAGGGCCUGUUCCCCUGUAGCAGCUCCCUAUUGCUGGAGGAGAAAAGUGUCCGGGAUCCUUUCGGGACUCUUGGUUUUUUGGGCGCGACACAAAUCAAGGUGAAGGAAAAGGGAGGAAAUCCUUUGGAUCCCUGCAGGACUAAUUUAUUCAAAAAGAAAAUAAUACAAAAUACUCAACAUGCAAAAGUCUUGUGAAGAAAAUGAAGGAAAACCACAGAAUGUGCCAAAGGUCGAGGAAGACCACCCUUCGGAAGAUGUACCACAGGAAGCAGAAGGAAUUCUUCAACCUUCCCAAGAAGGUGUAAACCAGGAAGCAGAAGUCAGAGGAGGGCCAACUCAGCCUGACCAGGGAUUUAAAGAGGACACCACUCCCAUUAGGCAUUUGGACCCUGAAGAAAUGAUAAGAGGAGUAGAUGAGUUGGAAAGGCUUAGGGAAGAGAUAAGAAGAGUAAGAAACAAGUUUGUGAUGAUGCAUUGGAAGCAAAGACAUUCACGCAGCCGUCCUUAUCCUGUGUGCUUUAGGCCUUGAAUUCAUUUUUGCCUGAUAUUAAAAUCUGGCCCCGGCUUUCUGUCUGUUAACGUUUUCUGAUGUAUCUUUGACCUUUAUUUUACUUUUAAUCAUCUGGUGGAAUUUUGUUUUAGAUAGUUUCCUUGUUACCAGCAUCUCAUUGGAUUUUGAAUUUUGUCCCAUUUUCAAGGUCUAUUUUUGAAUUAGGAAGUUUCACACAUUUGCAUGGAAAUAUGUUCAUUUCAUAUUGUUACAACGCAGCAUAUCUAGUAUCAGCUCACAUAUGUAAGAUAAAAUUCCAAAUUGUGUGUGCGUGUGUAUACAUACAUAUAUCAUAUAUCAAAAAUUUAACCAUGCUUGUUUCUGUGUAGUGUGAAGUUUAUUUGAUCUUGAUUUUUGUUUUUGUUUUUGCUUAUGUGUAUUUUUUAAUGAAUACGUGUCUCACAAAAAGAAUUUAGGAUUUUUUUUAUAAGUAAGAGUCAAUCAAAUAAUUUGCAACUGGCUUAUAAGGACAAUGGGGGCACCUAAACUCUUGAUGAAAGAACUAUAAAAAGGAAAUGUAAACCUCAAAUUGCCUCUGGAUCGUUUAGCCAGAGGAAUAAAACUGGCGAUUGUUACAGAUA
This is a messenger RNA of Carlito syrichta (Philippine tarsier), 1179 nucleotides long. It is a transcript of the gene TCEAL8, whose product is annotated as transcription elongation factor A like 8. The coding region runs from base 227 to 577 and encodes 116 amino acids. Lineage: Eukaryota; Metazoa; Chordata; Mammalia; Primates; Tarsiidae. The transcript has 3 exons. The record is from RefSeq and is a predicted model, not a curated record.